AUGAGCGCAGCGACCGAGACCAAUGCCAGCAGCAACGAUGCCAAUGGUCAGCCAACACAAGAUACCGUGAGUACGACACCCGUCGUAUCCAACGAUGCCAUCUCUGCGCCCGCCGUGUCCGCGCCCGCGCCGGCGUCGACUCCGUCGCCUACAUUAGCUGCAGCGACGGCGGCUGGUCUGGGAGGUGCAGCACCGCCAAAGAAGUUCACAUCCUUCAAUGUCAACAAGAUGUUUCUUGAGAAGGCCAGCCCAACACCACCACCGACAGCAUCCGCUUCAUCGCCUUCGCUAGCAGCAAAACCAGCUACACCUUCCGUGUCAACAGCCAGUCGACUAUCAGUCACGCCUGCUUCAGCGGCAUCGCGCCUCACGUCGGCCAAGCUCGCAGCUACGCCCAAGCCUGCGCAGCCAUCAUGGGCAUCACCAACUCAAAGCGCAGCAAAGGCAUCCCCACUCCCAGCCUCAUCAGGGUCCGCAGCAGCUGCAGGCGCCACUGCCUCUCCACGCCUAUCGACGACGAUGUCCAACGCCCGCUCAGCCUCGCCCGGUGGAGACGUCAAGGCCAGUCCAGGGCUGCGGGCAGCGACACUGGGGUCAAUGAAUCGCAGCGGCAGCCCAGCAUCAGGCAGUCCAUCCACUGCCGCCACAACGGGCCCUUCUGCAGCACCCUGGGCCAAAGUCUCCAAAGGUCCCGCCACAUCUUCAUCCUCGCGCAUCGCCAACAAGGACUUCCCUACUGCCGCAGAGGCCGCGGCAGUCAAGAAGGCGCAAGAGGAAAAGGAGAGACAAGAGGCGGCAGAAGCUCAAGCGCGGCACGAGCAGUACCUGAAAAGCUUGGACCGCUUUCGUGGGACUACGAACACGCAGAGUGGUGAGCACUGGGACGAGCUCGAUGAUGAGGACGGCGGGUUCCUCGACGAGGUCGUCGAGUUUGCAGAUGGCACGCAGUACAAGAUUCCGGCCCAUCCUUCACAGAAGGAGAGCGAGAUGGAUCAUGCUAAAGAGGGCGCGACAGGGCCGGGAGGUGUACCGGUGAGCAAGGAGGAGCGAUUCAGAGAUGUCAACCACGAUCGCAGCUGGCCACAGAAGCAAGCUCAGGCUCAACAGGCGGCAGUAACGUCAGGGCAGGCGCCGCCAGCAUCGCAGCCGCAGCCGCAGCAUCCGGCACAGUCCGCCCCACGAGUAGCAGCGCCCGUCCAGCAGCAGCCGGCUCGACGCCCUGUUGUAAAAGAGACACUCGACAUCAUGUCAGGCGAGGCGUCCAUCUCUCUCGACUCGUAUGCAGGACGUGGCGGAGGGUAUGAUGCAAGAGGAGGAUCGCGCUUUGGAGGGCGGCGGUACGAUGACGGGUCAGGGGGAGCAGGAGGCGGUGCAGGAGGGGCCCCGCCUGUCAAUCAGGCUGCGGUCCGAGCUUGGGGACCGCUGGCGCAGCGCAAUCAGACGCACCAGUCGCUCGGUACUGGUGCUCCGAAGCCCACCUCGCCGCCGGCCAGCAAUGCGACUACUUCGCCGACGAUGGCUGCGCCAGCGCCUGAAGCUCCUCCGCAGAUCAAGUCUCCGCCAACGAUCGCAAAGCGCCCAUCGCCUUACGCAGCGACUAGCAAGCCCGCAGCCACAACGGCAGUCUCGCCACCCCCGCCGCAGCAGCAGCAGCAGCAGCAGGCCGUAGCCCCCGCGCCAGCUCCAUCGACUGGGAGAGCCCUGCCCCCGCAUCUCGCCAUCCAACAGCAGCAACAGCAGCAGCAGCAGCAGCAGCAGCAGCAACCACAAUCGACGCCGCCACCGCCGCCGCCUCAGGCAAGAGAAAUCGAGCGCCCAUCAGCACCAACUCCAUCAACAGCGGCAGCUGCUACGAGCUCGCCCUCGGCCCCAAUCGUUGCGCCCUCUAAGCCCAUCGUGCCUUGGGGAAGAAGAGCAGAGCCGGCUGCCCCUACCAGCCCACCUGCGCAACCUGCAGCUCCAGCACAAGCAGCUCGCAGCCCGCCCUCUUCUGUCCGCUCUCCGGCCGCCGCAGCUGCCCCUCCCGCCGCCUCGACCGACGCGUCCGACCGGCAAGAGAUGCACUCAGCAGUGGAACGUGCUCGUCGACGUCGGGAAGAAGAGGAGCAGCUUCGAGCUGCCGAAAAAGAGCGGGCGCGUCUGAAGGCCGCGGCUAUCGAGGAGAAGAUGAAGGCCGAGGCUGAGGCGAAAGCCGAGAAGGAACGGGCAGCCAAGGAGGCGCAGGAGGCUCAAAGGAAGAAGGCCGAGGGAGAGAGGCAGAAGCGAUUGGAGGAGCAGAGAAGACAGGCAGCCAGUGCUGAGGAGGCGCGCAAGAAGCAGGAGACGGCAGCCGCUGCGGCUGCUGUUGCUACAGCGACGAACGCGAGGCCGAGCUUGUGGGAUCCUAAGGCUGCGGCUCCGCACGGCACGAUGCCGAUGCCUAACGGACGCCCCUCCCCUCCCACCGUCCUCUCACCAAGCGACGAAGCCACUUCAUGGCGUCGUAAAGCGCCCAUUGCUGCCCCUCCCGGUCCGGCGGCUAGACGCUCUCCAACAGCUCAGCCGUUUGCGGCUUCGCCCAAGGGUGCUACAUCGCCAAAGCAAGGCAGUCCGCCGUCGCCGCAACUGCUCCGUCGCCCUGCGCCUGGCCUGCCCUCUACCUCGCUGGAGAGUAUGGCGAGCUUGGAUAGUGUGAUUGAUCAGAUCAGGGCAAAUGAUGAUGCCAGCGCCAAGGCGAGGGAAGGGGGUGCUGCUACGCAGCCUCAAUCUCAGACCCAAGCUCAGGGCUCGACGCAGAAAGGUCUUGCGAUUAAGGGAGUGUCUGGUCAGGCGCAAGCUGGACAACAGCAGCAGCAGCAGCAGCAGAAGGGCUCCGAGGUCACAUCCUCAGCUACAGCACCAGGGCAACGUCCGAUCCCCACCGGGCCACGCGCUGCCGCAGGAGGAAAUGACGCGCCUCGAGGCAAGCAAGCUACUCCUCAAGUAACAGCUGCGCCGUCAGCCAAGCCUGUCGCUCCCCCUCGUCCCGAAUCCUUCGCCACGCGGGAGUCCUUGCCCCUCGACCCGCCCCCGGUAUGGAACAAGUUCAAAGUCCGGGUCAAUCCCUCCUCGUGCAAGGCUUCUAAGCCUGCUACCUUAGGCCAGAACAAGGGGAAAGCUCCGGUCCACCCGUCCGCAUCCUCGCUCGCCUCUCAGCAGCAGGCUCAGCCUCGCCAGCCCUACAUCCUGACGUGGGAGCCACCGCUCGUGACACUGAGCGCGCGUACGCUGAAUCGAGACGAUGAAUUUUUCAGGAAGCGAUUUCAAAGGGGCAAGGUGAUCAGUGAGGUCGUGUUGCCAAAUAAGGACAAGGAGAUGAGAAGAGGGGCUGGACCACCUGCUGAGCUCGGAGUGAGGAAAGGAGCGGAAAAGGCCGGCACGGUUCAGCAGGGUGUGCCUGCUGCAAAGGAGGUAGAGCCCUCUGCAACCGCAGCACUUUCUCCCGGAUCAGUAGCCGUCAAGCUCCCCUCGCAGGCAUCCGCCUCGAAGACGGGCAAUCUGAAUUCGCCGCGAUCGUCUGCACCGGCAGCUCAACCAGCCGCAUCUCCAGCUGGUCGUGCCCCACCUACGGAGCCAGCGUCCAUGCGCGCGCGUGGCCACUCAUCGUCUGCGGCGACCAGCCCAUCGGCGACAUUUGCUGCGGGACCGUUCGCCACGACAUUGAAGCCAAGCCUAAGCAGCGCGGAAGCCCAGCGCGAUGCGAACGGAAGCAGCUUGGCUACGCCCUCCCCGUCAGCAAACGCCUCAGCGCCAGCUGCGGGGGCCAGCUCUUCCCCAUUCGCCUACCAGUCCUCCUUCCCCGUCGACCUUUCCUCGACCACUCGGCCAGAGCUCGACUUCAGCGCCAGCAGCAGCAAUGCGCAACGCGGUGGCGGGUUGGCCUUCUCGCAUCGAGCUGUGAUCGGGAGCGGGCGUGGUGGCCAGCCAGCCUCAUUCGGCACUACUCGCCCAGGCGCCCACUCACCGAGCUUCAUGGUCAAUUCCGAGCUAGGCGGGCCUUCGCCCUCUUCAGGAGGAAGCGUAGCGCAAAGCAGCAGCCUCGCAGGCUCAUCGGCCCUGUCUGGCCUUCCCGUCUCCCCUUCCCCGUCUGUGGAGAUGCCCGUACCCCACCACCACGCAGCAGCAGGGGUCCCCUUGACUUCUUCGACUUCGCUGCCCGCCUCGAGGGUGCAUAGCACCAUGCCUACUCCACUCCUUCCUACCGCCGGCUUGGCGGGCAACUCUGGGACGAGCUCCACAUGGGGUCACGGACCUUUGACGUUCCUCGAGAGCAAUGCUGCCGGUAAUGCGAGCGGUGGAGGUGCGCAACAUGGAGCUAGCCGCUACUAUCAGGCACGACCGCACAUGGCCUCCAUGAUGAUGCCUUCAGCGAGCCAGCAAAGCACCGGCGCCGCCUCGUCGACUCAAGCAGGGUCACACGGCUCUGCUGAGCUAGGCGAUGUGGGAACGGACAACUUCCUCCCCUCCAGUCUGCUAGAUGACGACGCAGCCACACCUUCGCCUGGGGGUAUGCACGGACGCAACGGCGGACUCGGAGUGGGAAUGGGUGGUCCUGGGGCAACGAGGACAACGAGCUUGCUGGGCAGCAGGAGUGCUGGAGACUUGCAUUUCCAGCAACAACAUGCUCACCAGCAAGGCUAUGGUCAGCCGUCGGCGUACUUCCAGCAGGGGAAUGUCGCACAAUCGCCGUACUUGCUGCAGGCGCCCGGAGCAGGUGGCUACUACCAGCAGCAGCAGCAAUACGCGAGCAUGCCACAGCCUCACCAUUACGGUAGCGGUCAGCAGCAUCAGCAGCAGCAGCCACAACAACGCUAUGGAGGCUACCAGCACUACGCGGCCAGCACGAGUAGUCCUUACCUCGAUAUCGCAGCGCACAGCCCCACAUCUUCGCAGCCAACGGCGCAGUCGCAGGCGCGAUACGGCGAGUCCACGGGCUCUCGAUUUGCAGGGCGCGGCUUGUCGUCGACGUCGACGUCGAGUUCGGCGUACGGCGUACCCCCGCACAUGAGGCUCCCACAGCAGCAGCAGCAGCAGCAGCGGCAGUAUGGCAGUCCCUCUGCCUCGAUGAUGGGAUCCGCCACCGGCCCCGUCGAUGGAGGAUCGGGGGACGCGGCCACCUCUGGGGAUGAGAGCGAAUACUAUGUACCUCACCCGCAGCAGCAGCAGCAGCAGCAGCAGCAGCAGCAGAAGCAGGCUCAGCGUCAGGAUGGGCGAUACGGAGGCUGGGGCAGCCAAUCUGCCGACGGCCUUCUUCCCUCCGCCUCCUCAAACAGCGCGGCGAAUCGCAGCCCAGCGGGCUCGCGGAUGCUUCCCUCCUUUGGCGCGUCGUCUGCCUCAUCCUCGCCUUCUCGCGGGUACGGCAGCUCUGCCAGCAAGACGCCAACGCCCCGCUAUGCCCAGCACUCUGAUGGACCGACGGACCCAGCUUUGUCCUUGGGAUCGCAGCGUCUGAGCGCGACUGCUCAGGCAUUCACGGCUGGCGGGACAAGGGGAUCGCCACAGCGUCGUGCUGCUCCCUCCUCCCAAACUCAGCAGGGUCAGCAGGCGGGACAGAGGAGGAGCGCCUCGGCUACGGAGGCGAGUGGUGCGAGUGGAGGAACGGCGGACGACGGCGAGGAGAGUAGGAGGGUAAAGAGCCAGGCUAUGGCUGCGGAUCUUUGGAAGUGA
This is a messenger RNA of Jaminaea rosea, 5685 nucleotides long. RefSeq lists its product as hypothetical. NCBI's taxonomy places the organism in Eukaryota, Fungi, Basidiomycota, Exobasidiomycetes, Microstromatales. The transcript has a single exon. The record is from RefSeq and is a predicted model, not a curated record. Bases 1 to 5685 code for a protein of 1894 amino acids.